AUGGAGUCCGCCUGUCGGUGCAACGGCUUUGAAUCUGCUGGAGCCCGUCGUUCCAUCGAAUGGAGUGGAGAAGAUUUGGAGACGGGCAUGUUGGUGCGAGGCGUUGGAUGGGCAUAUCGCAGAAAGUACGUGGUUGUUACUGGAGGGCCUCCAGUUCUGAGUUGGGGCAAUAGGAGGGAGGGGUUGGGACUUGUGGUGACUGGGAAUAGCUCUGUAGACGCGAUAUGCGGGAGAGACAGGGGAGGCGCAGCGGCAAGGCGUGGCACAGGCAAUGCGCGUCUGAGCACCUCGACUGCAUAUACGUUUGUGCCUCUCUUUAGAAUGCGUCUGCAUUCCCCGCCUCUUCACUCAGAAGACUGA
This is a messenger RNA of Eimeria tenella, 360 nucleotides long. RefSeq lists its product as uncharacterized. The transcript has a single exon. NCBI's taxonomy places the organism in Eukaryota, Apicomplexa, Conoidasida, Eucoccidiorida, Eimeriidae. The coding region runs from base 1 to 360 and encodes 119 amino acids. The record is from RefSeq and is a predicted model, not a curated record.